AUAAACAUGAGUAACUGGAAAGAUCAUAAUGACUUUAAACUAAGGGACAAUAUGCGAAACAAAAUAAUAUACAUAUGCCAAAAUAUAGUCAAACAUUUAUCUUCAAUAUUUCGAUGACACCGAGUAUACUUAAACAAUUGUGUACAUCAAUUUUCUAAUUAUCAUCAUCAAUAUACAUAUGCCAAAGUAUAGUCAAACAUUUAUCUUCAUCAAUAUACACAUGCUAGAGUAUAGUCAAACAUUUAUCUUCAUCAAUAUACAUAUGCCAAAGUAUAGUCAAACAUUUAUCUUCAUCAAUAUACAUAUGCUAAAGUAUAGUCAAACAUUUAUCUUCAUCAAUAUACACAUGCCAAAGUAUAGUCAAACAUUUAUCUUCAUCAAUAUACACAUGCUAGAGUAUAGUCAAACAUUUAUCUUCAUCAAUAUACAUAUGCCAAAGUAUAGUCAAACAUUUAUCUUCAUCAAUAUACAUAUGCUAGAGUAUAGUCAAACAUUUAUCUUCAUCAAUAUACAUAUGCCAAAGUAUAGUCAAACAUUUAUCUUCAUCAAUAUACAUAUGCCAAAGUAUAGUCAAACAUUUAUCUUUAUCAAUAUACAUAUGCCAAAGUAUAGUCAAACAUUUAUCUUUAUCAAUAUACAUAUGCCAAAGUAUAGUCAAACAUUUAUCUUCAUCAAUAUACAAAUGCCAAAGUAUAGUCAAACAUUUAUCUUUAUCAAUAUACACAUGCCAAAGUAUAGUCAAACAUUUAUCUUUAUCAAUAUACACAUGCUAGAGUAUCCUAAAGCAAAUAUCUUUAUCAAUACAUAUGCCAAAGUAUAUUGUAACAGUUCUGUUUUCUAUAUAUUGGGUGGGCAUAAAAAAUGGGCUGUAAUUUGACACUCAAUAUCUCCAAAAUCCCCUUAUAUUCUACUUCUCAAAAUCCAUCAUGUUCUUAAUGUACAGACUAAAUUUUCAGUUUCAUCCUUCAAAUGUUUUGCUCAUGGGCCAAAAUAAAAAAAAUGUGAGUCAAAAAUGCAUAUUCCGAAAAUUUCAAAAUUAUGCCCUUGUUCCCACUUGAAAAGGUGAUCAAUUGGUCCUUUAUCUUCUUGGUACAUAUGUUUUUGCCAUGAACUGGUUGAGUCCUGAGUCUUCUUAAGCGUAAAUUUUCCCAACAGACUCUUAACAAGAAUGUCCCGCUUCUGUCUGUCUAUU
Molecule: messenger RNA, 1192 nt
Organism: Owenia fusiformis
Lineage: Eukaryota; Metazoa; Annelida; Polychaeta; Sabellida; Oweniidae
Source: the annotation of a GenBank genome assembly